AUGGGGAAGCUGAAGAAAGCCAGUUCUUCUUCUUCAUCUGUAAAUCUAAGUGAAAUCCUUAUGACCCUUGCAAAUGAUAUCAUAUGUAGAGUUUCCUUGGGAAGAAAAUAUAGUGUUGAGGAAAGUGGAAUCGAUGUGAAGAGCACAAUGAAGGAAAUUAUGGAGCUCCUGGGCACUUUUCCUCUGGGGGAAUACAUUCCAAGUUUGGCAUGUAUUGAUAGGUUCCGUGGUGUGGGUGAUAAAAUGGACGAAGUAAAUAACAAGUUCAAUGGUUUUGUUGAAAGAGUGGUACAAGAGCAUAUAGAUGCAGAUAAAGGGAGAUCAGAUUUCGUGGAUAUAUUGCUAUCGAUUCAAAGAGAUAAAUCAUUACCGGACUUCGACAGAAAAAACUUGAAACUAAUCCUAUGGGAAAUGUUUAUAGCAGGAACCACAACAACUUCCUCAACCCUAGAAUGGAGAAUGACAAUGCUUAUCAAAUAUCCAGAGUGUAUGAGGAAACUCCAAGAAGAGAGACAUUUUGAUUCUCCUUUGGAUUUCAAAGGUCAACAUUUUAUGUACAUUCCAUUCGGAUCGGGACGAAGAAUGUGCCCAGGAGUAGGAUUCGGGGUGGCAUUGGUUGAGGUGACACUAGCUAACCUUGUGAAACGUUACAACUGGAGAGUCCAAAGUCAACCCUCUGGGGAUGAAUAUGAUCUAGCUGAAGCAGCCAGUUUCGAACUUUCGUCGCAAGAAGAUAACUAUCCAGAAUGGGCCAUUUAA
Camelina sativa (false flax) is the source of this 759-nucleotide messenger RNA. The record is from RefSeq and is a predicted model, not a curated record. Lineage: Eukaryota; Viridiplantae; Streptophyta; Magnoliopsida; Brassicales; Brassicaceae.